AUGUCGGCAACCACGGGAACAUCAGAGCUUAAGACCAUCCGCAAGAAGCGCGCUGCCGCUUCCGAUGGUACCGCCGCACCGACGCCUGCGCCUGAGGGUGACCACCGCAAGCGUCGCCGCAAUCGCACUACUCAGUCGUGCCUUAACUGCCAUACAUCCAAGCGCAUGGUAGGCUCGGCACUCGGCACUCCCAAACCUCUUCUGACAUUUUUUGUUGCUUCCAGUGUGACAGGAAACGGCCCUGUGGCCGCUGCACCCAACUUGGACUUGAACGAUCUUCAGGACGAGAGCUCUAGGCUACGCAAGCGCGUAGCUGAGCUUGAAGGAGUCAUCCGAGAGGUCUCCCAGCUUAAGAAUAAGCCCCAUCCUCGAUGGGUGCAGUCAGGCAUUACUCCAAGUGAAGGACUGGAAAAAUGGCAUGCCCGUGCGCAGUCACGCUCAGCGUCUUCCGAUGGCGAUGACAAUGCCAAGAACUCGGCUGCGCCUUCUCCGAGGCUUGCCAAUGCUUGCACCGCCGACAUUAUCGCAGAGGCCAGCUCGUCUCUACGAGCUUCACCGCCAAACUCCUUCCUCGCACCCUCUUCCUUUACAUCACCCUCUCCUGAUGCUGCUUUGCCAAACCUCCCACCUUGCUCGCCAUACUAUGGAAUGAGUUCCUCGCCCCAAAGUACACCAUCGCCUGCUAUGCUCACUCCCAACGACGAAUACUCUCGCUCUCAGGCCAUGAUUGCAGGCAGCGAGCCACAGCUCGACUUAGCAUCAAUAUUCAUGUCAUAUCCUGGCCUCAUGGGAUGCGAGGACACUCUCAGCCACACAGAUCGUUCCUUCGGCGGGGAGUGUCUGGUAGAACCGAUGGAAGAUUCGUCGCUAUCCUCGAAGCACCUCACGACUCGCUUUCACGACGGUCAUUGUGGCUGCCUCGGAGAAUCGCAGAGCUAUAACGCCAUUCUUGAGCUUUCAUUGCGACUACGCAAGGCCGCAUACAUUAUGAACCGUUCAACAAAUCACCGGCUAGGUUCUGGCUGCAUACUCAAUCAGCGCAUCGCCGAGUUAGAUGCGUUAGCAUCGACAACUCUAGGGAAUAUCAACAGCCCUCCAAAUGAAUUCCAGGCUGUCCAUACGAGAUCCCGUGCCGCUACUUUACCGAGCUCAGCAGCACAUUCCACGGGCCACGUUGCUCCAACAGUUUCCCCGAACUCCUUGCAAGGCUUUCGAUCAUGGGAACUAAUGCAAUCGUCCAUACCGGACUCCAAUACGUGCGAUGAUUCAUUUAUGUCAUGGGAGCCGUCUAGACGAGGCUAA
Molecule: messenger RNA, 1302 nt
Organism: Coniophora puteana RWD-64-598 SS2
Lineage: Eukaryota; Fungi; Basidiomycota; Agaricomycetes; Boletales; Coniophoraceae
Exons: 4
Coding region: 1-1302 (433 amino acids)
Source: RefSeq, a predicted model, not a curated record